Messenger RNA from Boeremia exigua, 1005 nucleotides. RefSeq lists its product as uncharacterized. The coding region runs from base 1 to 1005 and encodes 334 amino acids. Lineage: Eukaryota; Fungi; Ascomycota; Dothideomycetes; Pleosporales; Didymellaceae. The transcript has a single exon. Gene Ontology annotation, molecular function: RNA binding. The record is from RefSeq and is a predicted model, not a curated record.
AUGUCUUCUACCGUCCACGUCGAGAACAUCAGCACGAAGACGUCUGAGGACGAGAUCAAGUCCUUCUUCAGCUUCUGUGGAAAGAUUCAGGACAUUUCCGUCAAGUCCACUGGCAAUGACACACAGUCUGCGUCGGUCACCUUUGAGAAGGCGGCUGCCGCCAAGACGGCGCUCCUUCUUGACAGCACACAACUAGGCCCCAACUCGGUCCACGUCAAGUCUGCUAGCGGCGACUCUACAACCGAGAAGUCGACAGCAGACGAGACCCACGAGGGUGACCACAUCUCGCAGGAGCAGAAGCCCCGUGCUCGCAUUGUAGCCGAGUACCUCGCCCACGGUUAUGCCAUCUCUGACAAGGCCAUCGAGAGCGCCCUUGCUGCCGAUAAGCAGCACGGCUACAGCACCAAGUUCCUCCAGACCCUGCAGAACAUCGACUCCAAGACUCAGGCUUCGCAAAAGGCACAGGCUGUCGACCAGAAGCUUGGUCUCUCCAACAAGGCAUUGGGUGCCUGGGCUGGCCUCACCAGCUACUUCGACAAGGCGCAGGGCACACCUACUGGCCAGAAGCUUAGGGCCUUCUACGAUCAGGGCAACAAGACCGUCAUGGAUGUGCACAACGAGGCUCGUCACUUGGCUGACCUGAAGAAGGGCAGUCAGAGCGGCAGCGAGGGCAAGCCUUCCAAGGAGGAGGCUGAUGUCCACAGUGUCGGCGACGGCAAGACCCAGUGCAACUGUGGCUCCGUGUCUGGCAAGUGCCCCUGCCCUGAGGGUCAGUGUGCAUGCUCCGGAUGUGCGAAGGCUGAGGACGGUGGCAAGCCCAGCGUUGAGGAGGCCAACGUGCACGAAGUCGGUAACGGCAAGACCCAGUGCAACUGUGGCUCCGUAUCUGGCAAGUGCCCAUGCCCUGAAGGCCAGUGCGCUUGCGCCGGUUGCGCUAAGGAUACCACCAAGAACGAGAAGAGCGGUGAUGCCAGCUACGCCGCUGCUGCCGAUCCCAAGCAGUAG